Messenger RNA from Alternaria novae-zelandiae, 1425 nucleotides. RefSeq lists its product as uncharacterized. Bases 1 to 1425 code for a protein of 474 amino acids. Lineage: Eukaryota; Fungi; Ascomycota; Dothideomycetes; Pleosporales; Pleosporaceae. The record is from RefSeq and is a predicted model, not a curated record. The transcript is spliced from 2 exons.
AUGCCCUUGAGACCAACGCCAAAGCCUCCACACACGGGUGGGCUGGGCGUCGCGCUCGUUGUGGAUGUAGUCGACGAUGUAUCGGUGGUCGAGGAAAUCGGUGUAGUGCUCAAUGACAACGAAGAAGAUGAUGACGAGGACGACAGACUGCUAGUAAACGUGCUCGAAUCACUGGAAGUUGAAGUUAUGAUUGUAAUUGUUGACAGUGAGGAGGAGGAGGAGUCUGUGGUGCUCAGUGAGAAUGACGAAGAACUGCUGGCAGAAGUGCUCGAAGCACUAGAGGUCGUUGGGGUGAUGAUAGUGGACGAUGACAGCGAAGACGACGAGUCGGUGCUGCUCGCUGAAGACGACGAAGGCGAUGAACUGCUAGCCGAUGUGCUCGAAGCACUGGAGGUCGGAGUCAAAGUAGUGGUUGAUGACAAUGACAACGACGAGUCCGUGCUACUCGUUGAAGAUAACAAACUACUACUUGCAGACGAACUUAAGUCGCUGGAGGUAGGUGUUGCACUGCUUGAAGAUGAGGAUUCAGUACUACUAGUUGAGCUCGUCGAGACGCUGCUGGAGGAGCUCGAUAUGUCCGAUGUGCUUGAUGAAGAGCUGCUGGAAGAGCUUUCGGAUGACGUAGUACCUGACGAGGAGCUUGGUGUCAUGGUGAAUGAUGAAGGCAUGGAAGAGCUUGACAUGCUGCUUGUGGCAGGGACUUCUCCCGAGGAAGUCGAGGCGCUGCUUGAUACCGUGGACGAGGUGCUUGAAGUGGCGGAGGGCUCAGUUGGAGUACUAGAUGAGCUACUCGAGCUCGUGCUUGAUACAUCGCUUGUGGUAGAUGAUAAUGUGCUCGCACUGCUGGACAAGCUGCUAGAUGAGCUGCUUGAGCUAGUAGACGAACUACUAGGUGUUGUAGAUGAAGAGCUGGAGGAACUGGACACAGUCGGUGUGCUUGACGAGCUGCUAGACUCAGUCGACGAUUCUGAAGAGCUAGACGAGCUGAAUGAAGUUGGCGCGGUAGAGGAGCUAGACGAGCUGCUACUGUCGGUCGAGGAUACUGAAGAGCUCCCUGUGCUGGACAGGCUACUGGAAGUCAUCGAUGAGGAGAUGGAGGAACUGGUCACAGUGGGCGCGCUAGAUGAGCUACUUGACCCAGUCGACGAUAUCGAAGAACUUCCUGUGCUGGAUGACGAAGGAGCCGAGCUUGAAGAACUAUCUGAGCUUGUGGAUGACGAUGUACUUGAGAUUGUGCUGCUGGCAACAGCACUGGACACCGAUGAGGAGGAAGUCAUGCUCAAAGUUGAGGAACCCAUGGAAGACGACGGUGUAAUGGUUGGGCAGGACGUCCCAGUGAUCGUGACGCUGGUAUACGUUGUAGUCUCAAUAUCGGUCACAGUCUACGACACUCGAUCAGCCACUGCUCAUCAUACACCGACAUGA